AUGGAGACGUCCACACGCGACAGCAUGCAUUCUCGAAUGCGGCUCGAACAGCUGGCUGCCAAUAUGGGUGUAUACAUGAAUAUGAAAUUUCCUCGCAUCACAAGGAAAGACACAGUCUCUUCGUUCAACCAGCAAGAUAAAGAUGCAGCGGAAGCACUCGCAAAGCAGAAGCGCCUCGAAGCCUUUUCAGCAAAAUCUCACGUCUUCAGACGCACUCCAAGCAAACGCAGCUUCAAGCGGGAUGAGCUCUACUCUGCCAUAGAGGCAGUCAUUCGAAAUGAUGGGUCACUCGGUAUGCUAGAGUACCUGUUAACGCAGCUCAAAGACACAAAGGCGAAGAAGAGCUUUUUCAAAUCCCAGGAAAACCCGAUGGCCAUCGACAUGACCGAUUUGCUAAGACUCGCGACAGAGAAGAGAAACUCGAGUUUUCUAGAAAUUCUAGCCCCCCACGUUGAUCAAUGGGGGCUUGAUGCGUCGCUGGGCCUCGCAGUUGCGAGCAUGGAUUUGCAUUGUAUCAAGGCUCUGCUACAGAACGGGGCGGAUCCCAACUCAUGUCACCAACAAUUUGUCACGGCCGUUGGUAAUGGACAUGUUGCCGUCGUUGAGAUGCUAGCUGGAACCGAGAAGAAACUAAAUGACGCUUGUCUGGAUGAAUCAUUGCCAGUGGCUGUGUCGAUAGGGUCUAUGCGGUUGAUAUUGUGUCUGCUACAUAACGGUGCAGACGCGGACACGGAUCAGGUUUUGGAGACUGCUGUUCGGGCCGGACGACUCGAUAUUACCGCUGCUCUUGUACUCGCUAACCGACCUCCUUCUCGUGUAUCGCUCGAUUGUGCAGCAGGAGCCGCAUUCAAUUUAAAAGGUCUUAGCGAUGACGAGCGUGAGUCUCUAGUGGAACUUCUCCUUUGUGCCGGCGCGAAUGGAGAUAGCGUCGCGAGAGCAUUAGUGAGCUCAGUCGCAGCUAACGAUAAGCGGUCCGUGGCUCUCAUCGUCUCCUAUAACGGAAACGUCGCAUACAAUUCGUGUGAAGCCAUCAUAACUGCUAUCAACGGCGGAAAUCUACACUUACUUGAUAUCUUGUUCAAGGGCGACAUCGACCCCAAUACCGCCUCAGUGGCACUAUCUAGGAUACCCGAGGUUGUAUCGAACCUCUCUCCGACAAAGAAGCUCUCAAUUAUUUCCCACUUCGUAGAGUGCGGUGCAUACGGAAAGCCACUCAAUCAAUGCUUAGUUGGCGCAGUACAAAAGAACGAACGGAGCUUGGUGGACUUGUUGAUCAAACAUAAAGCUUCGGUUGAUUAUGAUGACGGAUAUGCACUACGACUGGCUAUUUCAUCAGGCUCUCUACCGACUUUCAAGAAACUACUUGAAGGAAGGCCCUCACAAGCAACCCUGGGCCAUUGCUUCAGCUUGCUACCCUCGAUACCGCCACGGUUACAACUAACGGUCGCGAAGGAGCUAUUGACCGCUGGUGCAAGAGGAGAAGCAAUCAAUAAAUCGCUUAUUGGCGCCGUUAUAGGGGAUUUCCCUGCCGAAAGAGAGCAGCUUAUUGAGCUGUUCGUGAGCUACGGGGCAGACGUGGAUGUUGAGAAUGGAAAAUGCUUAGAAGAAUCCGUGAAGGUAGGAGACAUCAUUGUGCUCAAGCUGUUGCUCCAAGGAAGGCCUUCAUCGUCAUCCCUUUCACGAGCGAUUGUCCCAGCAGUCUCCCUACGAGAUCGAAUCCUUCGGUUCUCUAUCUUGGAUCUCAUCCUUAACUCUAGAGAAGCCAGUGGGCCCCAGAUCGACCAAGAGUUGGUUACAUUACUUAAGGAGGACCCCCUUGAUAUUGUCGCAGUCAACUUAUUCCUCGAAAAAGGGAAAGCAGACAUUAAUUCUAAUAAUGGCGAACCCAUCAAACAAGCAUGUCGAAUGGAUGAUCCUGAAUUGCUGAAAAUUAUCUUGCAGCACCAGCCUUCUGUUGACGCACUCAACGCUGCAUUCCCAGUCGCCCUAGCAUCACAGAAUAUCUCGGCUCGCUACAAGAUGUGCUACAAACUCUUGCUUGCUGGUGCCAACGGAGAGGCCUUGGAUUCAGGCCUUGUUACGGCCCAGCAAAGCUCACUGGCUGAUUCCCGCCUGAUUGAGUUACUCUUAGCAUAUGGUGCAAAUGUCAACUAUAACAAAGGAGCAGUUAUCCAGAGAGCAAUCGAUACUUCCAAUGAGAAGCAGUUAGCGCUACUGGUAUCGAAGUUUCCCACAACUCUUACUUUAUCAGUUGGGUUGGAGCGAUUGCUUAAAGUUGAUACUGAAAAGAGAAACGAAAUGGGCAAAAUUCUGCUAGAUGCUACGCAAAAUCGUAUCCCUGAGGUGCUGGAUACUUUGCUCGCUGAGGCUAUCAUGCUGAACAAAGGCGACAUCAUAUUCUUAAAGAUGAUAAUCCAGUAUGGCGCUUCUGUCAAUUUUCGACAAGGAGCGGCCAUCAUUAACUCCAUAAAUGGGCGACGAUUCGACGUGUUUAGCCUUCUGUUGGACCAACAGGCCAAUCAAGGAACACUUGAAGCCGCAUUCAAAGCAUGCUGGGCAUUGAAAGGUUCAGAGCGCUUGCAGUACAUCUCCCGGGUGCUUGGAGCUGGUUACAAAGACGAUCUAGUUGACGCCGCGCUACUUGAAUCUGUUCAGGAGACACCCUGCGACCACGAUGCAAUUAAAUUAUUACUUACUUAUGGAGCAUCGGUGCAUUAUAGCCGCAGUCAGUGUUUGGUUCACGCAGCGAUGUCUAAGGAUAUUUUGACCUUGGGCCUACUUCUGGAAUAUAUGUCCGACAGGGCGGGCGUCACUUAUGCCUUCGGUAAACUGAUAUCUACGGAUACAAAUAAUUGGUUGACAAAUACUGGAUAUUCAACCGUGGAAUUGCUCCUUCGUAAUGGGGCGUCCGGUGAAGUGCUGAGCCUUGCCUUGGUUACCGCUGUCGAAACGUCUGAUUCUAAUCCAAAAUCUCCCGAUUUUGUCGAACUCUUCCUUCAAUAUAAGGCCAACGUUGAUUAUCAGGAUGGCCGGGCGUUAACAGCUUCUAUUUCCGUCGGAAAACCUCUGUUAACCAAGGCGAUACUAAAGUCGAGUACCUCGAGUCAGAAUAUCAACGCAGCAUUUUUGUGCAUAUUCAGCUCCAAUUUGACUGAAGAAGUUGCCAUUGAGUUAUUCGAUAUUUUCACCCAGGUUAACUUGGAUAUCCAGGCAUUGAAUGGUAACGUAUGGUCUUCAAAGGACGAAAUUGAGGCUCCUGAGCCAGUUACAUUCCAAUGCCUUAGGAAAUGGCCUCGAGGUAGCAAACUCCUGGGUCGUCUACUUGAAGCUGGAAUUCAUGUAGAUAAGCCAAUUCCCUACGUGAUCGAGGAAGAACACGGCUUCGAACAGGUAUCCCUUCUUUUGUGGGCACUUCUUCAACCGCAACAACUGAUAAGCCCCUACGUUUUUGAAUGUCUUCUAAAGCAUGGAGCUGAUCCAAAUUUCCAGUCAUCUAGUUCAAUGGUGACACCGUUACUGGUCGCUUCAACAGAUAGGACACCAGAUAUUAUCCGAAAACUCAUUCAGCAUGGAGCAGUAGUUUCGGUUAUGGAUAGGUAUGGCGUAACGCCUCUUAUCAAUGUUAGCAGGCGGGGUGAACUAACAACUAUGCGCUCCCUCAUUGAUGCUGGUGCCAUCGUCGAUGAUGGCAGUCUUCACGAAGCCUCGAGAGGGCUACAGUCAAGUGCCGUUCAACUUUUAUUGGACCACGGCCACAAUCCAAACUUCCCUUCCAUGCUUCACGAUGGACGCUGCGCUUUAGCCGAACUGUGUCUUAAGACAGAAUCACCAGGAACCUCUCUGGUUAAGAUUAGACAGACGAUCGAUGCGCUUGUAUCAGGGAAAGCUGACUUGACUAUUCAAAGUCAAGGAAAGCCACUCAUAUACCAUGCCCUUGAUAAUCCGACGUCAUGUAUCAGCACCACUACUGCCUUGCUGGCAAGCAGAAUGUGGAGGCUGAUCAACAAUGACUUCAACCAUUACACCUGUGACGGAUAUGUUUAUUCACCAGCCACCUACGUGACUAGAAAUCUCGCGCAGAGCCCCUCGGAAUAUGCCCCGGAACUCCUUCACAUCUUAAAAGCUAACGGCUGUAAGGAUGUAUUCUACAAAUGUGAAGGCUCCCAACCACCAGAUAUGGUCGGAGCACCCCCUGAAGUUAUCGCUGAAGAGCGAAGGCGCAAAACUCGCAUUCAACGCAUGCAGGAACAAGAAGAAGACCAUCAGAUAUCACUCCAACGUGAGCGUGAUGCUGCUGAUCAACAACAUCAAAUAAUGACUCGUGCUCAUCACCUUCGAACUCUACAUGAUCGCGAGAUAGCAGAUGAACGAGAUGCAGCUGUCGAGCGAUCCAACAAACUCCAACUACGCCUUGAGGCCGAAUCUGCUUCUCAACGCCAACGAUUUGCUGUCCAGCAACAGUUAGCAGACCAAGAACAGCUGCGUAUGAUGAGUCAACUUCGUCUUGAAGCUGCUGAGAGGCAGGGAAGACUACAAAUUGAAAACGAUAAACUUAUGGCACACACUCAGCAUAACCUCUUAGAGGCUAAAAUUGCAGUGGAAUCGAGGAGAAUCAAAGAACUGGAGGCUGCCAAUGAGAGACAAUAUCAUAGAGAUUCAGACUUGCUUUCACGCCAGGAGCGAAUGUUAGCGGAUCGGAAAGCAUUUAUGGCUGCUCCAGCAGCUGCAUUAGGGGGUGAAUCUGGCUUGUCCAUGCCAGAGCCUCAACGGCAACUGACUUAUACAGGCUCAGAGCUGGACUAA
This is a messenger RNA of Arthroderma uncinatum, 4803 nucleotides long. RefSeq lists its product as uncharacterized. The record is from RefSeq and is a predicted model, not a curated record. Gene Ontology annotation, molecular function: protein binding. NCBI's taxonomy places the organism in Eukaryota, Fungi, Ascomycota, Eurotiomycetes, Onygenales, Arthrodermataceae. The transcript has 2 exons. The coding region runs from base 1 to 4803 and encodes 1600 amino acids.